UGAGGUAUUGUGGAAGCUGGAUGAUAAACACACACAACCGUUUGUGAACAUGGGUGUGGCCAGUGCAAAGAAUUUUUAAACAAAGGCUUAUAUAAGUCAGAUGGCCUAUAUAUAUACAGUAUAGGCCAGAUGGAGAUUUGUGCACACUGAGGCAGACGAAAUGGCAGCGAGACCAGUCAAUGUGCUUAUCACGGGAGCCAACAGGGGCUUGGGCCUGGAGAUGGUUAAGCAAAUACUGGAGGCUCAACGUCCAGUGAAAAAUCUAUUCGCCUGUUGCAGGGACCCAGAUGGACCAAGGGCUGAGGCCCUGCGAACGCUGGCAAAGAAACAUCCUAACAUCUCCAUCAGUCGUCUGGAUGCUACUGACCUUUGUAGCAUAAAAGAAUGCUCCCAGAAGGUGGGCACUCUUGUGGGGACGGAGGGUCUCAACCUGCUCAUUAACAAUGCUGGGUUCAUGUCCAAAAGCACCCUGCAAGAGACCACUCCUGAGGACAUGCAAUACACCUUCAACACCAAUGUCUUGGGCCCUAUGAAUGUCAUAAAAGAGUUCCUGCCUCACCUUCGUGUUGGAGCAAAGGCUAGUAAGAUGCCAGGGAUGUCCACCAGAAAAGCAGCCGUCAUCAACAUGUCCUCAGUACUGGGUUCGAUGCAAGUUGUAAAAGAGUCAUACAGCUACUUUUCUGCAGUCUCCUAUCGCAUCAGCAAAGCAGCCCUGAACAUGCUGACAUUGUGUGGUGCAGAGGAGCUGAAGAAGGAUGAGAUCCUGUUUGCUUUGCUGCACCCUGGCUGGGUGCGCACCGACAUGGGUGGAGAGGAGGGGGAGAUUGAUGCUCCAGAGAGUGUGCAGGGGAUGCUUCAUGUGAUGGCUUCCCUGACCGAGAAGCAGAAUGGAGCCUUCCUAGAUUAUAAGGGGGAACCCGUCCCCUGGUAGCUUUAAAUAAAAACAACUGUGUACUUCAUAAUCUGCACUCAAUCACUUCAUAACCUAACUGAAAUAAACUUGUCAUAAUCAUCA
This is a messenger RNA of Larimichthys crocea (large yellow croaker), 1015 nucleotides long. Its product is annotated as C-factor. Gene Ontology annotation, cellular component: cytoplasm. The transcript is spliced from 6 exons. Lineage: Eukaryota; Metazoa; Chordata; Actinopteri; Sciaenidae. Gene Ontology annotation, molecular function: oxidoreductase activity. Bases 161 to 931 code for a protein of 256 amino acids. The record is from RefSeq and is a predicted model, not a curated record.